Molecule: messenger RNA, 933 nt
Organism: Glycine soja
Lineage: Eukaryota; Viridiplantae; Streptophyta; Magnoliopsida; Fabales; Fabaceae
Exons: 1
Coding region: 1-933 (310 amino acids)
Source: RefSeq, a predicted model, not a curated record
AUGGAUGGGCUAGUGGAUCUAGCGGCGAUUGAUGCUUUUCUUGCUUAUCACCACAACAAGGAAAGUGUGGUCAUUGUUGUUUUGGCUGAUGCCUAUUACACGUUCGACCAAAGAUGCGAGAAGAGCAGCGCGAGAAUUUUCUGUUGCAUGCCUGUUCUUUAUGUAUGGCUGGUCUCUCACAUUUUUCACCAUGAAAGUAGGCCCGUCUGUCCCCUACAAGGUCAUCGCAUGUGUGCUGAGAAAGGGAAAGCAAAUUGGGAGCAGCUCUUGGCGGGUAUGGUAGGGUCGUCCGUUAAUUGGUUCCCCCGAUGGAAGGAGGGAGGGGUUGGAGUUCUGUGCUCAUGUGAAGGGUUUCCAAACAUCCCCUUGAUGGGAACGAGGGAUUGUAUCAAUUAUAAUCCCAUGCUUGCCAUAAGACAAAUAGGCUACCCCAUGAGAGGAGCGCCAUCAGAAGAGAGUAUUGUGCCUUUCAUCGCACUAGGUUUCAGUGACCCCAAUGCAAAAAUGCUUCAAAGAGUUCGAAAAUCAUGGAAUGCGGUGCAAAGGAAAGAUAAGGAGCUUAGAGGAAGCAACUAUGGAAUUAUUGGCGGAUACCAUCGAUGGUUGAAGGCUCGGACACAAGGGAUAACUUGGCUCCCAAAGCUAAAGAGUUCAAGUGGGGAAGAGGCUGAAGUCCCUGAGGAGAGUGAAGAAGUGCAAGCAUUGAAAGCGGAACUUGAAAGAAUGCCAGUGGUCAAGGAAAAUUUCAAGAUGACAACCAUUAGGGUCAAAAAAGAGUGUGACAAGCCAAGGGAUGUCAAUGUGGCCACAGCCGAAGCAUUAGAACGAGAAACGAAGAGGGCCCAAAAAAAAGAAUGGGGCCGAAACAAGUUCCGAGGGGCAGCAACAACAAACUCAAGCUUCAAAGGGUUGUUAGUCGUCUUAUACGAAUAA